Messenger RNA from Porites evermanni, 6886 nucleotides. Lineage: Eukaryota; Metazoa; Cnidaria; Anthozoa; Scleractinia; Poritidae. The record is from the annotation of a GenBank genome assembly.
AUGACAGCUAAUUACUCCUGGCCUUUUUAUCCAAUUGCCAACCAGGCAUUGUAUGGUUACGACCAGGCAGCCAACAAAUCUUUCAAAAGCGAGACAAUCCCAAAUGGCGUCAGAAAUCAGGUGGAAGAUGGAAUCCAUGCUCUGUUUGUGCCUCCAGGAGUAGAAAUUGACCUUGGUGACUUUUCUGGUUCUUGCAUCAGUAAUCCAAAUCUCUGUGAGAAUUUUACAGUGUCAUUUCUCUUUAGAUCCGGAGCCGAAAAAGCACUAAAGGUGCUGGACUCGGGGGUAAAAUAUGGCGACAGAGAUGAAUAUGGCUGGUCGUUUGAGAUAUCUUCCACCUUUGUCGGUGAAGCGGUAGUUAUGGUCUCAGAUGGGAAUAGUGAACUAUAUAUCGAGAAACUAGCAGGAACUAACACUUGGAUCCAAAUGGUAUUUACCUUUGAUCCCGAUUCAAGCAGCCGCAGUGUAGUCCUCUACCAAAACGGGUCCCAUGGUGAUGCACCCAUUGGGGGCUCUAGUGUUUGGCUUCAAGACCGGAACACGCGUCUGAAGCUUGGCUCAAGAUCCAAUACAAAAGGAUUCUUCAUCAGUAACUUAAACUUUUUUGGAAUUAAACUGAAAGUCGACGAAAUUAAAGAACAUGGAAACAGGAGUUUUAAAGAAGGUAUGAUGUGCUUAGACAGGGUAAAAAAAGAAAUUUUAAGCAAUUGUUGCGCGUUAACAGUCAACUACACAAUGAAGGUUUAUCUGACAUCGUUUGUGAACUAAAUACGGAAAAAACAAUCAGCGCUCUAUUCGUACAUUAGAUUUAAUGAUCAAGACUAAAAAAAAUUUAACGGGACUGGUACAUUGUGUCCUUGCUAGCGGCUUGCAACGAAUAUUGAACAGCGAUUCUUAGGAUUAUACACACUUACUGCUUUUUAAUUUCCCCCUUCUCAUAAACGCAGACAUAAGGCCAAACUCCUGUCACUUUUAUGAUUCACCGAAAAUAAACGCUUUAAAAUGAUACUUGAUAAAAAAAAAGUAUUUAUAACUGUCUAUAAUUGUUCAGUACCAAGUUCCAUAAUUUGGUCGCUGAGAAAAGGCAAGAUCGUCCACUAGUCCGUAAGUGGUGUUCUUUACUUAAGCAUUUUAGGGAAACCUGAGUUUCAACAAAAACAGCCUCCAGAGCUCCAGUGUCAGGAACUUACCUUGGUGUAAUUGUGACCUCAUAAGAUAGUCUACUUCUUUAUCAUUUCUAAAAUGACGUUCCAGUGAAAAGUUUUCUGCCAAAUAUUGAAAAAAUAUAUAGAUUUUCUUUCCUUAGAUCGGGUUCAAGUGAAUUCCAGAUUUUAGCAACUUGGUAGGUAAAAGGGUUCUUCAUCCAGUUGAGGUCAAACCUUUGUGUGCCAAGAUUAACACCACUACCUCUCAAGUUAUAUGUUUUAACAUAUAACUUAUAAGAACUAAAAGUCUUGAGUGAGAACUAAAAGAAAUUCAAGAAUGUAUCUAAGUCCCCUACAGAUUAAAGAUUUAUAAAGCAACAAAAGUUAACUACAUAUUCUCCUAUGUUCUACAGUUUUCAUGUUUACGAUCCCAACUUAUUCCAGAUACGACAUUGUUUUAUUGUAACCUAAAUUAGAUCUCUUUUGGAGUGCACCAAUGGACAAAGGGCUAGAUGGCUCAUUGACCAAUCAGAGCGUGGGCAUUACUUUGUUAUGAUUUACUGUAAUAGAUCUAGAUUUAUUCAUCGAAUUUCAAAAUUCAUUGAUCGUAUCCCGGAUUUAAUUACUUUUCAGGACUGUUGCGCGCACUUUUGCGUAUUUGACAACCUUUCCCAAAAUGUGAUAUUGACAUAACGAUCAUGCGUAAAAUAUUAACUGAUUUCUGGUAUAAUCUUAGCAAUGGAGGUAAACAACGUCACCAUUGAGAUUCUGGAAGCUCAAGUAAUAAUACCAGCAGAUUCUGGCAUGGCAGUGAUACGCAUGCUCCGUCAGGGAUUUCUUGCUAUUGCUACCGCAGUUGAGUAAGUAAAGAUGCAGUUCAGCUGAAAGUUGAUCGUGAAAAGGAAAAAAACGAAUGUAGGGAGGUCAAAAGUCAGCAGCAUGUGAAUCCUUUUAGCCAUGUAGUUUGCCAUUAGCAGCAAGAGAUUUCUGGUUAUAAGCUCAUCUACAUGAAAACGGAAGACAUAACGAUUAUAACAAAUGUUGUGCUAAGCUGUUAAUUCUUCGGUUGGCAAAACUAAUGGUUUGAAACAAAAUGAUAACGAGAAGGAAAAAGGUGCAACACAUGUAUUAAUUUUUGGGUGGCUUUAAUAUGUGAUGAGGCUUUAAAUUUGAGCAAAAGUUAAGAAGCCACAGCUGAAGCCAGUAAAGGGGUAACCGGGAUUGAACCGGUGACCUCUCGAUCUGCAGUCGAAUUCUCUGCUACCACUGAGCUAUGCCCCCUCUCACGAAAUAUAACAAAUAUAAAAAGUAUUGUGAAGGGUGUGGCUACCUAUACGCCACUACGCAAGUGCUAACUUUAAUACGAGGUGGGUAAAAGAUAGUGCAAUCGUUUGUGUAACGCUAUUUUAACUGCUUUUAUUUACCCUUACUGGUUUUUAAUUUAACGGGUCUUUAAUUUCGCGUUUUUCGCGAUUGUAAAAAAUUAAAUCAUAAUUCAUAUCACAGCAAAAAAAAAAAUUUUCAGCAUGUAAUAGUAACAACAUACUUAGGCUAUGUAUCGACAAAUACACAAAUUGCUAACUGUGGUUUUACAGGUAUGCUACAUAUUGUAUCUUCAGUUGGGAAAUAAUGUUAACUUGCAAAGAUUUCACACAUUGUUUGUGUCAGUUUAUAAAGACAUUUUAAAAAGCUGACUUUUUUUACAAGACAAAAUGAAGUUAAAAACGCUAAAAUUGCUAAAUUAAAUACCAAUGAGGUAUUCAUAUCUUCAUCUUUCCCGGGUAUAUAAGAACCAAUUUAAUGACCAGCUCCUAGCUAGCUUGCUAGCUUAAUGGAUUAGAGCGCUGUACCGAUAUCGCCGGCAGAGGUCAGGGUUCGAAUCUCGCUUUCUUUUCGCAACUGCAAAAGUGGCGUAUUUAGCAUUGAUGAUCUUCUGUGGUUUUAUUCUAUUACUUUUAAAUAAUUGUUUAGAACAAAAUUCCAUGUAUUUUCUCAAUUUGCUUUAUAUGCCGUAAAUGUUUGUAUAUAUGCUCAUCUACAUGAAACGAAAAACAUUUUGCGAAUGUACCAAAGCCUACAAGAUUGCCAUCUUUAGAUGUAUUAAAUUAUUCUUCGUCUCUCUUUUUUUAGUUAAAGUCGUACUUUUCCUUUUUUAUAUUAUUGCUACGGGUUGAGUUAAAGUUUUAACUUUGAUUUUAUACCUAAUUCUGAUGGGAGAUUAAAUUGAUAGAAUUCAAACAAGAAAAUUGAGAUGUGUUUUGAUGUAACUGAAUGGUUAAUAUGUCCAGGCAUUCAAUUAUAAACAUUUUUGGCACGACUUCUAUUGGAUAUAGUAUUCAGCUAAAAUCUCUUGCUAAGUUGCAAAAACCCAGGGCUUGUAACCGGGAUUUUACGGUAAGACAUCAGGGAGUUGCGUGCCUACCCCGCAGAAAGACUGAGUACAUUUUAAUAAUACCGCAUAUCAUGGUUAUUUUUCUUUAAGCUAUGAUACAAAAAGCUUGACAGCGGAACCAAACAUGCACUUUAAAGCUGCCACUGGUAAACAACUGGCGUUUGCUCNACCCCGCAGAAAGACUGAGUACAUUUUAAUAAUACCGCAUAUCAUGGUUAUUUUUCUUUAAGCUAUGAUACAAAAAGCUUGACAGCGGAACCAAACAUGCACUUUAAAGCUGCCACUGGUAAACAACUGGCGUUUGCUCCGGGAGAGAUUUUCAAGGAAGUUAAAAUUGGUAUCAUUAACAAGGAUAACAGCUUUGAAGGCAACAGAACCUUUCAAGUCAUUUUCUCAAGUCCACACAGCUCCGUUAUAUUGAAAGGUCCGAAGCAGGUCAAUGUAACUAUUAUGUACACCAAAGGUAAAAAUGAGAUGUAUUAAUGCAAAGUUAGUAGGGGUAGUUAUUUUGGUUAGGAAACGAUUUUGUAAUUGCUUUUUCAUAAACUGCUGACGCACAGUUAAAAUUGAGCGGAGUGUUCGAAAACAAGGUAUUAGAGGAACCAUAACAAAGAUGACGUUGAAGUAAAUUCACUGCUGUGUACCAUUGUGUACACAAAGAGGCCAUGUUGGAAAAAAUAUGUUAUGAGGAGGAUCGUUCUUCCUAAGGGCGGAUUUCCGCUGUUGCGUAAUUUGUACAUGUGCACAUGCGUAAAAUUUACAUAGGCAAAUAAAAUAGAAACAAUCCAUGAAUGUCGCACGUAAGCGUAAAAGUGAACCUCGAUGAAGUUCACGAUUAAGUCCAACACUUUAUCUCUUGCCUCUAUUUUAUUUACGUGAUUAAAAUUUCCGUGCGUGUACACGCACUUGUAAAAUAACCAUUAAUGAAUGCUAACACUUACAACUCAUGAAAAAAUAUCUCUGAUCAUCAUACACCUUGAUGUAGCUUUUCAUUUCUUUACGAUAUCCAACCUUGAGAAAUGUUGCCACCUUCUUGAGCCCGCGGUUGGAACGGAUUGCUUAGCGGUAAAACCCAAACUCUUUCCAGUGCCGGCAACAUAUUUAUCACUCUCGUCAAUCAGGGGAGUUUGAGAUUCCCCUUCCACUUGUUGGACAGUUGACCUUUACCUUCUUGUGACGACGUGAAACAGUACUAGUGUCACAAAAGACAGGUAACUAAGUCUCUUUGAUGCUGUUUGGUUGUUUUCUGAAAAUAUAUAUAAAUUCUGGAUCUGGGUCGACUAUGAAAUCAUUUAAACCAGAGUUGAUGUACUGAUUAACCCUAGAGAGAAUGGCAAGUCAUGUCAGUCAAUCGUCGGUAAUUGACUAUGUUCAAUCAACAGGAUAAGCUUAGGAUUGCUACUAAUAUUUCUUCAUCGUACAUCUUAACUUACCCUUUUACCAGCUGGGCCUUUCUUUACAUUUACCUCCCCGGAAUGUUCACCAAGACCUCAAGGCAUUUUUGUUUAGUUCUGCUGGGUUUCUUCUUUCUAAAGACCCAUCGACAAUGUUCCUCAGUCAAAUCAACAGCAAGGCUCGACGCACUUUUAAACACUUUUUUCACAAGAAAGCAAUAGAUUUUCUAUCGAACUACAAGCUGGAUCGACCGAUCCCAAUUAUAUGUUUUUCAAAAAAAAAAUCGACAGACCGUUUAACUGAAAUGACAACUUGCAGCCAUGUUAGUUCUGUCGUAAGAAACUGUAAGAUCGAUGCCUCUAAAGCCUCGUUUUCGCGGACUCGGCUCGCAUCCGCCAUUUAUGAUUAAGGCGUAUGUGAUAUCAUUUGCUUUCUUAUUUACCAGUUGGACGGUGUGGAUUAUUGUUAUUAUCAUUGUUAUUCGUCCCCCAGAAAAUACACGUGAAUUGAUGUCUCGACCGAAAUACUAUUAAGGAAGCCAGUGUUCUGAAGUAUAUUAACUGCCAGUUAAACAUGCUAUGUUAGGCCCUGUUUACAUGGAGGUGGGGGACCCCAGGUAGGUGAGUUAACCCGCUUAGCUGGGGCAAAAAAAAAUAACCCUCCUUUACAUGUAAUCUUACAACCCCGCCAUCCCGGGGUGCACAUUUUCAAGAUUACUGAAUGGUCGCUAAGCACGUAAACAAGAAAAAUGCUAGCAAACUUCCUGUUUUGGCGAUUAAUGCUCUUCUACACUCACGUGCUGCUCUUGCUGAAACCUUCAGUGCUGUGGCUUUCUAUUGCUACCUUUAAUAAUGAUGCAAAGCCACCGCCAAAAUGAAUUUUGAGCGAAAUUUGAUGUAUUCCGAAUCCGACCCCGGCUAGGCGAGUUACCCCACCUUGAAACGUUUACAUGGCAAAAUUUGACCCCGGCUGAGAAGGUUACCCGGUCUGGCAGACCGGGCUACCCGCCUAGGCGGGUCACCCCACCUAUCAUGUAAACGUGAUCCAAGUAAAAUGUGAGAUUAUAUGAACCGGCGGGUUACCCCACCUAAGCGGGUUACCUCACCUACCUGGGGUCCCCCACCCCCAUGUAAACAGGCCUUUAGAAAUAUAUUUAAGACUUAAUGUAACUAGGUACAACAUUGUCACUGUGUUAAUAUAUUCUUUACAUAAAAGGAAGACACACGAGAGGCCUGUAUAUCAGACGAUAUGAUAUAUUUUUUGCAAAAGUUCUGUGCGCUGAUUUCUAUUUUUGUUGUUUUUGUUUUCGAAUCUUCAAGGUGAAGUCCACUCAAAGGGAGCCAUCAUGCAUGGUAUGAGCCAAAGAUACACUCGCUAUAAUGGCCUACUUAAACUUUCAUUUCCUGCUUAUUUUCAGUCUUGCUAGUCGUUCUUGUCUGUCGUUUGUACAGUCACUCAUCAGCUUAAUAUCACCUGUCUUUUCAAUGAACAGGGGACCUACCUUACGGUUUGCUUACUGCCCUGAUAAGCUUGAUUGGUCUUUUCAAUCUGUUCUGAUCCGAUGAAAGGAGUGAUAGUAAGUGACUUCUUACUUAGAAGUAGGUUAAGCUGAUAUUUCUUUACUUAGGCUAUUUCAACACUAUACCAUAAUAGCUUUUCGUGCCGAAACGAAACUAACUUCCGUCUCAGUGGGUUCCAGUCCCCUUUCCUACUCAUUCACUUCCGCUACAGUCUGAAUACCUAUUCAAACUACAGCAAAGUGUGGCACAGAACCCGCUAUCCUAUAUAUGACACUCCUUUAUCGAGAUCGGCAAGGCACAGCUUCGCUCCGUUACAGAAAUCGCGUCGAAGCCUAUUUCCCCUUCGUAAAGGGUCGUUGCCAUUUUUAAUAGGCGAUGCCACCUUGGUAACCAAGCCUUCAGUCAUGUUAGAUGUUAUAUAUUCCCUGAAUUAA